AUGGCUUCUUUGGUAUCUGAAACUUGGGCAAUUGUCAAUGGUGAAGAUGACUCCAAUGGAGUCGAAGUUUCAAAAUUUAACGAUGCCCUUCUGCUGUCUUUACUAGAAGAGUCAAAUGGGGAAGAGUACAAUGAUGAACAAGUGAAUAGAGUAAUUCAAUCUCUAGAGGCUGAGAUUAAUGCAAACAUGUUAGAAGCAAGCCAUGAUUUGGCUAUGGAGCCUGAUGUUCAGAAUUGCUUGGCUUCAAUGGAGUUCGAGUGGGCAGAAAUGGAGCUGUUGCCAUCUUCACCGAGUGAUGGCAUGAAUUGGUGCAUAGAUCAAUCUGAAAAUGAGUUGAAUUUCUUGGUUGAAAAUGGGGAUGUCAGUGAUUAUCCUCAGCUUUAUAAUAUUGUUCCCUUGGAGGAACAUAGUUUCUGCUCUUUAUGGCAGGAAACUUAUGAUUAA
This is a messenger RNA of Mangifera indica (mango), 444 nucleotides long. RefSeq lists its product as uncharacterized. Lineage: Eukaryota; Viridiplantae; Streptophyta; Magnoliopsida; Sapindales; Anacardiaceae. The record is from RefSeq and is a predicted model, not a curated record. Bases 1 to 444 code for a protein of 147 amino acids. The transcript has a single exon.